UAGUCCAAAACAAAAAAAAAAUUGAUAAAAUUUAUAUUAAAAUUUUUGUGAGUGUUUUUAUAACCAACCAAAAUAUUAACAGUAAAAUACUACUAACUAUUAUGUAAGAACAAACUCGAAACUCGCCGCAGAACACAAUCGUAAUAUGUCAGAAAGUUAUAUGCGAUAUUUACUGUAAAAAUUAUAACAUUUAAGGAAUAAGCAUCAAAAUAUCACCGUAGUCGGUUCUUAGCAUUUCACGAGUGAAAUACGAAGUACGAUAAAAAAUUAACCGGGAAACAGUGAAGUGCAAACGUUUUAAAAAUAUAAUUCAUUUUUAUUAAGAAGUAAAAAAAAAACUUAAUAAGUAGAACGAAAGUGAGUGAGAUAAAAAAAUAAUAAUUUACAUAAGUAAACAUGGGUUGCAAGUUAUCACAACUCGCAGCGUCUGAGUUCACGCACGAUCCGUUAGACCGACCACCACCGCCCUCAGACCCACGGUCACCUCUCACCGCCAAACAGCAAUACUGCAUAAUGGCAUCUUGGAAAGGAAUUUUCCGGCAGAUUGAAACAACGGGAAUCAUUUUAUUUGUUAAAUUAUUCGAAGAAAACGAAGAACUGCUCCACUUAUUUGAGGAUUUCCGUGAGCUUCGCUCGAAGGAAGCGUUCGUGAGUUCCGCAGAAUUAGCUGAGCACGCCACUAAGGUCAUGCACACACUGGAUGAAGGGAUCAAGGGCUUAGCAGACAUGGAUUCAUUCUUCGCUUACGUGAGACAUGUAGGGGAAACGCAUCGCCAAGUUCCAGGGUUCAAAGCAGAAAACUUCAUGAAAAUCGAGCAACCCUUCCUAGAAGCGGCGAAGACAACUUUGGGCGACAGAUACACGCCCAAUAUUGAAAAUAUCUACAAACUGACGAUCCGUUUUAUAUUAGAAAAUCUCGUGAAGGGCUAUGAAGAAGCGGGGCCGGAUUAUGUUACUACAGAAACCUGAUUAGCUUCAAUUGUUUGAAAUAUUUGCAAUGGAUUUAAUGCGACGGAUUUUUUAACACAUUUUUUCAACUUUGUUUUUUUGUUUUAAUUUCUUCUUUAUCUAUUAAAUUAAAUCAUACAUAUGUUAAAAUAUAUAAUAAUAUACAUAAUAUUAAUGUAAUCCCUAUUUCCCUAAAGGUGGUUUUCAAGGAUAUUUGAUUACCUUUGAUAUUACCGACUAUUGAAAGAUCAGACGAGCCCUCUCGCUUGAAUCCGCGCCAGCGUGGGCGAAAAGUUUACCACGGCGCGUUGGUGCUAGCACCCCGGGACAGAAAAGCCAGCUUCAGGGUACUAUGUCUUUGAACCGAUAAAUCAAUAGGCCGUACAUAAUAUACUUCUACUAAAGUUGAUAAAGUCGCGGUGUUUUAAUAAAAUCUUUUAAUAAUCUUAAUCAGGAUCAAAUACGGGCUUUGUAAGAUUAAUAAUAAUAUUCUCAAAAACAAUGCUUUCUAUUGGUUUGUUUCGCUCGAAAUGUUUUUUAUACCACACCACCGCCUAUUGACAUUGACUGUAGUCAAUGAAACGACAAUAAACUUUGGAACUAAGAUGUUAUGUCCCUAGUGCCUGCAGUUACACUGGCUCACUCACCGACACACAAUACUAAGUAUUGCUGCUUGGCGGUAGAAUAUAUGAUGAGUGGGCAGCACCUACCUAGAUGGGCUUGCACAGAGCCCUACCACCAAGUAUUGUUUUCUAUUUUGGACAAAAAUAACAAAAACUUUCAAAGUUGUCUAGAUCUGAAUAGAGAAAUACAAUCUUAAUAUUACGCUCCUUAGUUAAUUGUGAGUCUUGUUUUAGGAAUAGGUUUAACAAGCUGAAGGUGUCAGGAUCGAAUUUACAACUUUAAUAUCGUUGCGCGGCCCAUAUAACUUAAAGCUAUUGAGAAUUUUAAAAUAAGAUAGCGAUAAUCCUGCAAUAGCUCUGACGGUAGCGCGUCACUUACUAAUAAAAUAUUGACUAAUCAUAUUUCAGCCUAAGCGACUCUCUUCAAAGAAUCACAUUGUAUAAAUAGCUGUAUUUCUCCCACCCACAAGUGGCAGAGCGUACCGCUUCGAUUUUUUUAUAUCGUUGAGUACUUUGUCCUACUUUGUCCUAUUAUUUCUUAUUGUUACUCAUUUUUACGAUUUAUUUUAUUGUUUCUUUCAUGCUUUGAUAAAGUAUCAGCAUAAAAGGGCUUCAAAGCGAUGCAAAGCACUUACAUCACAUGUGGGAAUACAAUUUGACACCUUCGAAAUCUAUUGCUUAUACAUAAUGAAUAUUUUAUAACAUUUUUAUGAAAGUUACUGUCUGUCUUUUACGCUUUCAAGACGUAAACUACUGAACGGAUUUUAAUAAAAUUUGGUAUGAAGCAAGCUUAAGCUCCAAGGAUGAAGAUUACUCUUUUGUACCUAAUACUCGCCCCUCUCCUCUUAACACGCGGGCGAGUACUAGUAAAUUAUAAAUGUUAAAAUAUAUAUGUUGAUAAAUGUUAUAUAUGAAAAUUAGUAAUUAUUAUCAUUUGUAGUCUAUUCGUUUAUGUAUCGUUCACUCGAACGAGGCGAAGUGUUAUAUGCUUGUUAUACACGUGUUAUGUGGCGCGAGUUAUAUCGGUUAAUCGAGAUAACCUGUAAAUGUUCCACAGCAAUAGGGCUACAAGAACAAACACGAAACACAUUGAAAACGGUCGUGAAAUAUCAGAAAGCGAUAUGAGACAUUGACCGUUAUAAUUAUAACAUUUCAAGAUACACGCAUCAAAAUUGCAUAUCUCAAUAAGUCGGUUAUCAACGUUUCACGGGUGAACAAUGAAGUGCUAAAGAAAGCUAAGGCUUUGUCUCGUUUAGAAUGUUUACAAAAAUAUAAAAGAGCUAAAUCAAAAUAUAAGUACAUAUUAAAUUCGUCACUUUGUAAACUAAAAUAAAGUAUAUUAUCUAAUUGUAAAGAAAAUAUAGACAAGGAUAACACUAUUGCUUAUAAUUAAUAACAAAUCUACAAUUAAAGAGUUUGUUUGAUGGCUUGUUAGAACGCGAUCUAAUAAAGUAUAACGCAGGUGUAACCGCGCGGUGCAGCUUGUUUAUAAUAUUUAUAUUACUGUCAUGUUUCUCGAAGGUUUGCUUAUGUAAAAUUUUAAGUAUAUAUAUAGUUUAACAAAUUAUAUAACAUAAGUUGUUAUGUAUUACAUUAUUGUUAUUGAGUCUAUUAAAUCUAUUGAUGUCGA
Molecule: messenger RNA, 3201 nt
Organism: Nymphalis io (European peacock)
Lineage: Eukaryota; Metazoa; Arthropoda; Insecta; Lepidoptera; Nymphalidae
Product: neuroglobin-like
Exons: 4
Coding region: 397-969 (190 amino acids)
Molecular function (GO): oxygen binding; heme binding
Source: RefSeq, a predicted model, not a curated record